Molecule: messenger RNA, 1239 nt
Organism: Macadamia integrifolia
Lineage: Eukaryota; Viridiplantae; Streptophyta; Magnoliopsida; Proteales; Proteaceae
Product: disease resistance protein RUN1-like
Exons: 3
Coding region: 1-1239 (412 amino acids)
Source: RefSeq, a predicted model, not a curated record
AUGUGUGAAAAGAUGAUCAACUUACACGAAUCCAUUGGUGAUCUAAAAUCUCUAGUUAUGCUCGACUUAUAUGGGACACAAAUUGAAGAACUCCCAGACAGCAUUUGUAGGCUGAGUUCUCUCAAAUAUCUAAUUCUUGGUCCAGGCUCUUCGUUAGAAAAUUUGCCUAAGUCAAUUGGUGAUCUAAAAUCUUUGGUUGAUCUUGAUUUGCAUAGGACACAAAUUGAAGAACUCCCUGAAAGAAUUCGGAGGUUGAGUUCUCUUGGAAAGCUUAUUCUCAAUGGUUGUGUGUCACUAAGAAAGUUGUCAAAGCUUCCCUCGACUUUAACUCACUUGAAGGUUGAAAGUUGCAUUUCAUUACAGAAACUUCCAAGUUUGUCAAGCCUAAAGAAUUUGAGGGAAUUAAACCUAAGUAAUUGCAAAAUGUUGGAGGAGAUUCAAGGCCUUGAGGCAACAAAAUCCUUGGUUGAGUUUUCCCUGUAUGACUGCGACACCAUUGAGACUCUCCCAGAGGUUCCCUUGACUUUAACCUCACUGAAGAUUGAGAGUUGUUUUUCACUACAGAAACUUCCAUAUUUUUCAGGUCUAAAAAAUUUGAGGGACUUGGUCCUUUCUGACCGUGACAAGUUGGAGGAGAUUCGAGGCCUUGAGGCAACAAUAUCCUUGGAAGAGUUUUCCCUGUAUGACUGUGACACCAUUGAGACACUCCCAGAGCUUUCCUCGACUUUAACCUCAUUGAAGAUUAAGAGUUGUUUUUCACUACAGAAACUUCCAGAUUUUUCGGUUCUAAAAAAUUUGAGGGAGUUGUUCCUUUCUGAUUGUGACAAGCUGGAGGAGAUUCGAGGCCUUGAGGGAACUGAAUCCUUGGAAAAGUUUGGCAUGUAUCACUGUAAGACCAUAACAGAUACUCCAAGGAAGAGGCUUGGCCAGGGUAAACUUUUAGUGGAUCUGUUUUCUGGAAGUUAUUCUUUGAAUUUGAAUGAUGGGAUAUACAAGGGCUUAAUUCUAUGCCUUGUGUUUGAAUUGGACAUCAAUGAACAAGGCAGACGACGGAAUACUGGGAAAGAUAUAAUCUACAUUCACCACUUCAAAGGGUUUGACUGGUUUGGGUUUCCAUUGAAAGGAAUAGAUGCUAUUGAGGAAAUAAGUGUACAGGGACGCGAUUGUGAUGUCAAAUUCUGGAAGCUCUUGCCGGAAAAUACAGAAACUGACCAGAGGAUGGUAGCAGAUUUCUUCUGA